AUGUCUUCCAAUAAUGACCCUGUUGUAAUCCCAAUGAUAGAAAGAAUUUCCAGUGACCUUCCUGUAAUGGACACCAGGGACCCUGAGACAUUGACUGGAGAGGCUGUGUUAAGUUUUCAUAAUAUCAGCUAUGGAGAAACAGUGCAGAGUGGCUUUCCAUUUUGUAAAGAAACUUGUGUGAUAGAAAGACUAUCAAAUAUCAGCGGGAUCAUGAAACCUGGCCUCAAUGCCAUCAUGGGACCUCAGGACGGGAGCAGAUCUUUGUUACUAGAUGUCUUAGCUGCAAGGAAAGAUCCACGUGGAUUAACAGGCGAUAUAUUGAUAAAUGGAAAACCUCGACCUGCUAAUUUUAAAUGUACUUCUGGUUAUGUCCCACAAAAUGACAUGGUGAUGCACACAGUGAGUGUGAGAGAAAAUGUAGAGUUCUCAGCAGCUCUUCGACUUCCAACGUCUAUAACAAGAGAUGAAAAAAGAAGUCGAAUUAAUGAGGUCCUUGGACUUCUGCAUCUGGAUGAGGAGUCAAAUGUCAAGCCUAGAUCUAAGGAGCUCAGGAAGAGGACCAGUAUAGCAAUGGAGCUGGUCAUUGAGCAUCCCAUUUUGUUCCUGGAUGAUCCCACCACUGAUUUAGACUUGGGAACAACUACUGAUGUCAUCUCAGUCCUGAAAAAGAUGUCUAUGAGGGGACGGACAAUCAUCUUCUCCAUUAAUCAGCCCCCGUACUUCAUCUUCAGAUGUUUUGAUAGCCUCACCUUAUUGGCUUUGGGAAAAGUCAUGUUUCAUGGCCCUGCACAGGAGGCCUUGGAGUACUUCACAUCUGCAGGUUACAAUUAUGAUUCCCACCUCAACCCUGUAGACUUCUUCUUGGACAUCAUUAAUGGAGGUUUCUCUGCUAUUUUAGACACAGAAGAAGGUGGCCAGAAAGCCGACAAAUACAAAGAGAUUUCUGAGAGACAGCACCAAGUCACAGAAAAAUUAGCCCAUAUGUAUGCCCAGUCAUUCUUAUAUAGAGUAAUGAGAAUUGAACUGGAUCUACUCUUGGGAGAACAGAAGGCCAAGAGGAGCUCAGCCUUGGAGGAGAUCACGUGUGUCACCCCUUUCUGGCAUCAGCUCUGGUGGAUUACCUCUCGUUCAUUCACAAACUUCCAGUGUUUUUCAUGGGUCAUUAUGAUUCAGGUAAUCUGAUGAGUUAUUUUAAUUGUAUUGCGAAAAACUCAA
Molecule: messenger RNA, 1215 nt
Organism: Cricetulus griseus (Chinese hamster)
Lineage: Eukaryota; Metazoa; Chordata; Mammalia; Rodentia; Cricetidae
Source: RefSeq, a predicted model, not a curated record